CUGCAAGCGUAGGAGGUGAAAUACACCGCGCCGGUUCUUACGUGAAUUCACAAUGUUUUGAAGCGACGGCAAAACUAUUUCGUACAAGAAAACAGCAUAAAUUUAACAGUAAAAUGUUCCGAAGCAUAGCAACUACGGCACUUCGUCAAGCAAUACAAAGUCGUGCCAGUGUAUGUCGUCUUUCAGCAGCCUGUCCAGGGGUCGUUUCAUUGCCUGCUCGGAGUUUUACAAGCCUCCUUCGAAGCAACGAUGUUCCUGUACGCUUCUCCGUUGCCGGUAGCAACAUCAGCUUCAUUAAACCACUGGUUUCACCAUAUUUGCUUGACUGUAUGCAAACAAUCCCUACGCUUCAGAGCCAACCCAGCCGAACAGUGAUCAAGUUUUCCAUGCGAAAAGGCAAGAGAAAGACGGUGAAAGCAGUCGUUAAGCGGUUCAAGCGACUUGACUGGGGAGGCUGGAUCCGAACACUUUCCGGGCGCAACAAAAAGCUUUGGCGUAAACGCUCGAACCGCAAGCGCCGGCUACGGCAGCAUGUACUGGUUAAUGCCAACCAGGCCACCUUGCUCGAUAAGAUGGUGACGAAGUACUGGAAGCGCCCGAGGCAUUACAUUGAUGAUCCUUACGCACCGUAUCAUACCAGAGAAGAGUUUGUGCACACUAGAAGGAAACCACUGCGUUGAAGGACUAAUAACUGCAUAGUUGAGAAAUUAAAGCCAAUCCCAAGA
Molecule: messenger RNA, 725 nt
Organism: Anopheles coustani
Lineage: Eukaryota; Metazoa; Arthropoda; Insecta; Diptera; Culicidae
Gene: mRpL35
Product: large ribosomal subunit protein bL35m
Exons: 2
Coding region: 114-680 (188 amino acids)
Biological process (GO): translation
Cellular component (GO): ribosome; mitochondrion
Molecular function (GO): structural constituent of ribosome
Source: RefSeq, a predicted model, not a curated record